UCCUGUAGUUAAAGAAGCAUUUGCCUAUAGGUCUGUGAGUCCUCAUGACUAAUGAUCCACCUGGGUCAAGCUUCUAGAAAAGUAGCAGUAGGAAUAAGCCUGUGUGAGUAGGAAGAGACUGAAACCCAGGGAGGAGACCUGCUCAAUCCUGGCCCUCAUUCAAAUGCCAAGCCAAGUUCUAGGGGGUCUGAGAGGAGGAUGGCCUUAACAUGAGGGCCUUUUACUGAAGAAGUAACCACACGAAAAAGGCUGCCACCCUUUGACUGAUCCCCAUGUCUCACCGUUUUGCUUUUGAGUUGUCUAAUGUAUUUUCAACCUUAAACAUUUUAAAAAGACUACCUCCACUUUUGAGAAUGAACUAAGGGGAAGUUACUGUUGCCCCUACACAAGCACACCAAGUAUGCUUUAGUCUGAUACCCCAGCCCUGUGCUUGUCUCCAACACAAAGAACCACCUUAGAAAGCCUCAAAAGAAUCACGCUUAAGUGUAGAAGACAGGGCCGUAGGCCAGCGGAACCUUAAAAGCUAGGCUGAGGCGGAAGGGAGUCUAAAUGGAAAGCAAACUUCCCAGACAGCCACAGGUUGAAGACUUCCGCCCCGCAGAGAAUUUGCCUUCACCCCCCCCCCCAACACUUCCGCCCAACUCUAGUUCUGCGCAGACUCCUGGAAUUAUUUGCCGUCUCUAUGGCAACCCAGUAGCUGCUGCCGGAAGAUGGAGACCACUGAGCCUACCAAGGGAUCGCGGUCUCGAUCUUUGGACGUGCAGCCUGGCGCUGGAGGGCUCAGGUCUUCUUCAGAACCGUUUCCUUUGGAUGGCCGUCCUAGGUCGGUCCUGGCAGCUGCAAAUACUGCAUCUGCAGCUGCCUCCACCGCCAAAACCGAUGCGUUAUCUACGAAGACCCGAGUCCGCUACUCUGAGCCGAGUGUUCUCAUGGACCGCUCCUCUGACAGUCUUCCUGGGGAGCCCUGCACUGGAGCCAGCUUUACCCACAAGAUAGACCAGAGGAGACUUGGCUUUGAGCCUGUCUAUGCUUCCCGUUUCACCCAGGAUCCCUGUACUACAAAUGACCGUAGCUCUAGUCCUGGCCCUGUUACUGGCUCCAGUUCUGGUCCUGGCCAUGGCUCUGGCCCUGGCUGUGACUCUGGUCAAGGGACUGGUUCUGAUUCUGGCCCUGGUCCUGCCACUGAAUCUGGGCCUAGUCCAGACCGUGGCCAUGACCCUCAGCUCAGCCUCUGCAAUCUCCCAAACUUCAGAAACCUUGGGGCAGAGCUGGUCCCUAAUUAUUCCUGCUGGAAUCACUACUGCUGCUGGGAACCUCAGAAACAACCCUGGAAAAGUUUGCAAGUCCCAGAACCUGGUGCACGAGGGCAAUGGAAGACCCCCCAAGUUGAAGAGAAGUGUAAGGUUCUCAAAGAAACAUUGCCACGGGGACACUGCCUUCUCUACAACUGGGAGGAGGAGAGAGCCACCAACCACCUGGAUCGAGUCCCAAGCAUGCAGGAUGGCUCUGAGAGUUUCUUCUUCCGACAUGGACACCAGGGACUGCUGACCCCACAGCAACAGUCACCCAUGUCCUUCAGCACCACCCAGAAAGACUCGUACCAGCCCCCACGAAACUACUAUCAACCAAUUCGAGGAAAGCGGGAAGCCAUGCUGGAGAUGCUCCUGCAUCAUCAGAUCUGUAAAGAGGUGCAGGCAGAGCAGGAACCCACAGGGAAGCACUCUGAGGUCGAGUCUGUGACACACCAUGACUACCAAAAGGAGCUGGUACACGCCGGGCCUCCUGCCCCAACCAAGCCUCAUGACUACCGUCAGGAGCAGCCUGAAACCUUUUGGAUACAGAGGGCACCGCAGCUACCGGGUGUCAGUAACAUCAAGACACUGGACACACCAUUCCGGAAGAACUGCAGUUUCUCAACACCAGUGCCUUUGUCUCUGGGGCAGCCUUUGCCCUAUGAACCUGAGAAUUCUUCCCACCAACUGGGAGAAAUAUCCUCCCUUGCCUGUCAGGGAGCACAGGGUGGGGAAAUGGGUAGAACUACUAACUAAGAGUUGAGGCGGGAAGAGGGGUGUGGAAUACAGAAUCCAUUUCCGUCUGUACUGGAGAGGUGGGAAGGAAGGCGAUUCUGUCUGUACUUGGUGAAGGGGCUUUCCAUAAAGGGUUCUCUCUCACCCUGAGACUGCUAUUUCAGUGAGUCCACGCGUUACCAUGUUCACAUCCCAUAACCUUUCCUUGGACUUGCCCCUAACCCAGACUCUGACAUCAUGACAUUUUUUGUUGUUUUAU
Molecule: messenger RNA, 2286 nt
Organism: Lutra lutra (Eurasian river otter)
Lineage: Eukaryota; Metazoa; Chordata; Mammalia; Carnivora; Mustelidae
Gene: SPAG8
Product: sperm associated antigen 8
Exons: 7
Coding region: 711-2048 (445 amino acids)
Biological process (GO): positive regulation of transcription by RNA polymerase II
Cellular component (GO): cytoplasm; nucleus
Molecular function (GO): microtubule binding
Source: RefSeq, a predicted model, not a curated record